Messenger RNA from Galdieria sulphuraria, 398 nucleotides. Its product is annotated as cytochrome c oxidase subunit VIb. The transcript has 2 exons. Lineage: Eukaryota; Rhodophyta; Bangiophyceae; Galdieriales; Galdieriaceae. Gene Ontology annotation, cellular component: respiratory chain complex IV; mitochondrion. The coding region runs from base 74 to 331 and encodes 85 amino acids. The record is from RefSeq and is a predicted model, not a curated record.
CUACAAUUGUUUUACAUUUUUUGGGUUAGUGUUUUGUGGGUGUUCUUGAAAGCAGUUUUUCUUGUUGAGAGCUAUGGCAGAAGACGGAGAAAAUGAUGGUAUGGAAAUCAAACUGGAAACAGCUCCUCACGAUCCUCGUUUCCAAACCACCAACCAAGCGAAGCACUGUUGGUCGAGGUAUAUAGAGUACCACGCAUGUGUGAAACAGAAGGGUGAGGAAGAUAGUGAGUGUCAGAAGUUUAAGAGAUGGUAUAAAUCUCUCUGUCCAAAUGAAUGGUUGGAAAACUGGGACGAGCAGCGUGCAAGUGGUACCUUCCCUGGCCCCGUAUAGUUUCCAAGAAGGGAUUUGUAGACUGAAGUUCCAAUUCUCUUUGUUCAAUAAAGUUUUCUUUAGUAGC